UGCCACUCGAGGCGCUGCAAUCUCAUCGAUUCUUCAUCGAUUUGUUUUCGUGGAGGAAAAUAAUAACAAAGAAUUUUUGAGCUGCUAAAUUAAUCAAUAUAUUCUCAAUUUCCUGGCUAAAAUACUCAAAUCAUUGUGACUGUCACGAAUUGAUAGGCAGACAAAACCACUCCAGCGAUUAGAUUAGGAGUUCUUCGAGUUCCUCUCUAAUCAGUGGCCAUCCAUGGUGAACAGGGUGUUUUAUCUGCUGCGGAGAGUCGUUCAGAGUGGCUUACGGGGCGCUCCAGCCGGACAAAGAGGUCAAUCGCGCGCCCUGCAGACAAUCUCUCUCACCAAGUCUUUCGGAGGAAAAACUUGGUUGCCAGCAUCGCCAGUGUUGUUCGCUUUCUCGGUAUUUGGAUACUCGUGGGGAUCGAAGGACAAGAUGAGUGAGAAGACUGUGACUGCUUCCGGAUCGACGGAAGAACUUAUUCCUCAGUCUGACCAGCUAUUUGAUGAGAACAAGUACAAAGACGCCUACGAAGUGCUUCUCAAUCAUCCCGAGCGCGACAGCAAUGUUGAGGUGCUGUGGCGCAUCGCUCGUGGCCACUACAAGGCCGCCAAGGAGAUGGACAACAAGACGGAGAAGGGCGAUACUGUCCGGAAGGGCUUUGAAUUCAUCCAGCGCGCCCUGGAGCUCAAUGACACGCACUAUGCCGUGCACAAGUGGUACGCGGUGCUGCUGGACGCGAAGAGUGAACAGGAUGGCAUGUGGGAGCGUGUGAAUCAGCUGCAUAAUGUGAAGCACCACAUGGUGCGCGCCACAGAGUGCAAUCCCGGUGAUCCCACGAGCUGGUGGAUCCUGGGAUGCUUCGAGUUCGGCAUCGCCGACAUGUCGUGGUACGUGCUGAAGCUGGUGCAGAAGAUCCUCAAGGAGCCGCCCACGGGCACGUAUGAGAAGGCGCUGGAGUGCUUUCUGCGCGCCGAGAACUUGCAGCCCAUGUUCUACACCACGAACCAUCUGUGGCUGGGCAAGUGUUACUCGGCGCUGAAGAAUCCCGAGAAGGCCAAGCAUCAUCUCAACAUUGCAGCCACGGCGCCGAUUAAGAACUACGACGACAAGAAGUGCCAGGAGGAAGCGCUGCAGCUGCUGAAGAAGUUAUGACGACAAUCCGCGGCUGAGAGAUUAUUUUCUUCAGGAUAAAUAAGGGCAAUUACUGGUCAAAUUGGGGAAUUAUGGAAUUUUUGUAUGAAGACAAUAAAGCUAUAAAGUAUUAA
This is a messenger RNA of Phlebotomus argentipes, 1257 nucleotides long. RefSeq names its product regulator of microtubule dynamics protein 1-like. Gene Ontology annotation, cellular component: cytoplasm; mitotic spindle pole; spindle microtubule. Bases 224 to 1144 code for a protein of 306 amino acids. The record is from RefSeq and is a predicted model, not a curated record. The transcript has 5 exons. Gene Ontology annotation, molecular function: microtubule binding. NCBI's taxonomy places the organism in Eukaryota, Metazoa, Arthropoda, Insecta, Diptera, Psychodidae.